Molecule: messenger RNA, 2453 nt
Organism: Caenorhabditis elegans
Lineage: Eukaryota; Metazoa; Nematoda; Chromadorea; Rhabditida; Rhabditidae
Gene: Y55F3BR.1
Product: ATP-dependent RNA helicase DDX1
Exons: 9
Coding region: 192-2378 (728 amino acids)
Molecular function (GO): hydrolase activity; ATP binding; RNA helicase activity
Source: RefSeq, marked reviewed
CCUGCAAAAAUUCACAGAAAACCCGAAGAAUGGUGAAUUUCUGUUUAACAAAAAACUAAUUUUAAACUCCCGCCGUCGAAAUUUUGUCAAUGGGGCGCUCUUGCAUUUCCAAUCAACAAAUAUUAAACUGUGCAAUAUUUCUGUCAUUUUCAAGCGAUUUUCUUCAUUUUUUCGCUGAAAUUCACUGAAAAAUGACAGCUUUCGAAGAAUUUGGAAUUAUUCCGGAGCUUUCCGAUGCUUUAAGCUCAUUAAAUUGGACUCUCCCAACCGCCGUACAAUCCGAGGCAAUUCCAGCGAUCCUUGGAGGAGCCGAUGCACUAAUUGCAGCCGAGACGGGUUCAGGCAAAACCGGCGCCUUCUCCCUUCCAAUCGCUCAAAUUGUGUGGGAACGUCGAAAAUCGGCUGAAAAAUCGCAAAACUCGGGUCAAAAACCGGAAAAUUCGCGAGAAUUUCAAUUAAAUCGCGAAGAUCGUGACGUCAGCCUACAAAUCGAUAAAACGGGGCUCAAUUGCGAGAGCCGCGUGGCAAAAGAGUGGCACGGAGCCCGUGCAACGGCCGGAUUAUAUGGAAAUGGAAAAUAUUAUUAUGAAGUUACAGUUACCCGAGAUGGACUGUGCAGAGUUGGCUGGGCAACGCUGUCGGGAAGCCUGAAAAUUGGCACCGAUUUCGAAAGUUUCGGCUAUGGCGGCACUGGCAAAAAGUCAUUCGGCAAGAAAUUCGACGACUACGGUACCUCUUUCACCACAAACGACGUGCUCGGCUGUUUUUUGGACCUGGACGAGCUGAAAAUCUGGUGGUCCAAAAACGGAGUUCAGUUCCCGGUGGCCUAUCAAAUCGAUAAGAAGUUCAAAACCGCCGCCACGUGUCUUUACCCGGCGAUUUUAUGCCAAAAUUCUGGUCUCGGCGUGAAUUUCGGUGGCUCGGCGGCCUUCAAAUACCCACCUGGAACACAAUACGUGGCAGUAGCUCAGGCGGAAGACGGAAAUUUGAAAUGGUGGAGUGCCGCCGAGCAAUUAUCGAUUGAUUCGAGCACUCCGUUAUGUGUGAUUUUGGAGCCAACUCGUGAACUCGUACAGCAAACUUUCCAGAAUAUUCAAACGUUUGCUUCUGUAUUGGAUUCUCCUAAGAUUAGAUGCGUAACACUGGCUGCCGGAGAAAAUAUGAAUCAAAUUCUCCGUACCCUGGAAACUGGCUGUGAUAUUGUCGUCGGUACCCCAUCUCGCGUUUUCGAUCUCAUUCAUACCGGGAAGUUGGCCACAAAAAAUCUCCAAUUCGUUGUAAUCGAUGAGAUUGAUCAGUUUUUGGCUGGAAAAAAUAAUUGUGCGCAUCAAAUCGAGUCCAUAUUCAGAGUUCUGCCGUUGGUGGCUCAGGAUGGAACGAGGCGACAGGUGAUCGCGUGCUCGGCAACUCUUCACAAUUUCGAAGUCUGCCGUUUCGCAGACCGUCACAUGUCAUUUCCCCAAUGGAUUGAUCUAAAAGGAGCAGAUUGUGUGUCUGCAGACGUACAUCAUGUCGUCUGUCAUGUUGAUGCUUCUGAAGACAAACAAUGGAUCCGUCAGAUGCAUCAGCAGGUCCAUCUUGAAGAUGAUCACGUACACGAUGGAGAUCAAAUUCGCCCGGGAACCACUGACAAGGACACGAUAUCGCUAGGAACUAAGAUUCUCAAGGGGAUCUAUGUUGUCCGAGCAAUUCACGCACUUCAAAUGGACAAGGCCAUCGUCUUUUGCCGAACAAAACAACAGUGCGAUCAUAUGGAACACUUUCUUCAGCAGAAUAAUCUCUCGGCUGCCUGCCUUCACGGUGACCGAUCGGCUGAAGAACGUCAAAGUUCACUGGAAGGUUUCAAGAAAGGCAUUAUUCGAUUCCUGGUAUGCUCCGAUGUGGUGGCUCGUGGCCUCGAUGUUCAAGGAGUGCCUUUUGUAAUCAGUGUGACUCUGCCGGAUGAGAAAUCAAUGUACGUACAUCGUAUCGGACGUGUUGGACGCGCCGAACGUAUGGGAUUAUCGAUUAGUUUGGUAUCGGAGUACGAGGAGAAAGCAUGGUAUCACAAAUGUCGGAGCCGAGGAGUCAAUUGCACGAAUACUAAGGAUAUUUCGAAAGGAGGAUGCACAAUAUGGCUCCAGGAGAAAAAAAUGCUGGGAGAAAUCGAAGAGCAUCUCGGAGCCACAAUUUCCACAGUUGACAGUGAUUUCAACGUUCCAGUCGAUGAAUUUGACGGAAAAGUGGUUUACGGCGAACGGCGUACCGGCGGAGCCAAUUUCGAUACUCAUGUGCUCCAAUUGGCAUCUUCAGCUUCACAAUUGGCGGAUUUAGAAACAAAAAUGCAGUUGGAAUAUCUUAAUAAUAAUCGACAUGUUUUUGAAAUUCAUUCCAUGUGAUUUUCUACCUUUCUGUUGGAAUUUUCGAAAAAAAAACAUUUAUUUUUUCAAAUUUCGAAUAAAACGUAUUUUCUU